Messenger RNA from Cynoglossus semilaevis (tongue sole), 2483 nucleotides. RefSeq names its product family with sequence similarity 222 member Aa (gene fam222aa). The record is from RefSeq and is a predicted model, not a curated record. Bases 173 to 1726 code for a protein of 517 amino acids. Lineage: Eukaryota; Metazoa; Chordata; Actinopteri; Pleuronectiformes; Cynoglossidae. The transcript is spliced from 3 exons.
AUCGACGAAGCUGCAGCUGGAUUUCUUUGGAGAACAGAAUGUAUCUAUUUUAAUUUGGAGCACAGAAGUGUCGGUGUGUACUACAAUCUGCAUGGAGUUUUAGUCUGCACCCAGGAGCAAUUUAUGGUUGGCCUCAGAAGUCCACCGGCUUUCGUACUGUGCCCACCUCGCCAUGCUCGCCUGUCUGCAAAGGAGGCAAAACCCUCCACCCCAGCACCCAGUGUGUGUCACCAAGACCCUGGAGCCACCACAAGCCCUCAGACGGAAAUGUGACCUUGUGCUGCCCACACAGUCCCCACGCUACCCCACUGCAGCAGAACUUGAUGCUUAUGCCCAGAAGACAGCCAACAACCCUCUGACCAUCAAGAUCUUUCCCACAAACAUCAGGGUUCCCCAGCACAGGCACCUUAACCGAACUGUGAAUGGAUACGACACCACAGGGCAUCGCUACGCUCCCUACCCACAUAUCCACACAGGGGGCUACCAAGGGCUGCUGGCUAUUAUCAAAACCUCUUCAUCUUCAUCAUCGUCAGCUCCUACCUUUGUUCCUUCAAAAGGUGUUCUCAAGAAUGCUGAAGGCAGACGGACUAAACUCUCUCCAGCCCACAUAGCUAUCGCACCAUACCCACCUCCUAAUAAUAGCACUUUAGCCAGUGGUCACGGCCAAAUGUUGUACCAUGUUGCCCCCUCAAAGCCUCCAGAAGGUCCAGGACUUUCUGUUCCCCCAAAUGUCACUGUAGCUGGCUCAGUCAUACCCGUAACCGUGGGCCGUGGCCUUGCUCUGCCUCCACAGUCCAACCUCCCCUCUAUCCAGAGCAUCAUCUACCAGAUUAAUCAGCAUUGCCAGGCCCAGGCUCUGCAGCAGGCUUGUCAUGGGGCGGUGACAGCACCAUCAAAUUCCAGCCCAUCUAAGCAGGGAACAACAACUGUCUUAGGGGUCUCUUCUAGCUCCUCAGGUGGAGGCUACGUGGUAGGCAUGGGCCCCCAGGCUAACAUGGUGUACACAGGGCAAGCUCUACCAACUCAAAACACUGAGACAAUGAAGACUGGUGUCUACACAGAAGGUAUGGACUACAUCCUCUGGCAGAAACAACAGCAACAUCAACAGCAGCAGCAGCAGGCUGUGCUCCGCAUGUACAGUGGAGGCAGUGGAGGAGGAGCCGCUAAUAGCAAAUCUCCUGAAACUUGUAUUCCAGGGGGAGGAAUAAUGACUGCCCAAAUGUCCUCCUCCUCAUCCAGACCUUAUCACCUGUCAGCUAGUGCCAGUGGAGGAGGCGGGCUGGAAAAAGUCAGCUCUUCACCUUUGAACUGUGUGGGUAUGCAUGGGAAUUUCUCAGUGGGUCAGUACUUUGCCCCGCCGUGGAACAGCGUGCUGGUGACACCAGACAGUGACUGCUACAACCCCCAGGAGCUUUUGGGCACCUCCACGGGAGGCCCAGCCACAGGUCAUCGAGAAAUGGGCUACCCUCAUCAUCAUCACCACUACCACCAUCACAACGACCCUGCCAUAGACAGCAGUGGAGGUCUGUGCUGCAGUUUUCCCAGCAAGAGCUUGUGCAACACGUCAGUACUGAGCAGCAGCCUGCAGUCCCUGGAGUACCUGAUCAACGACAUUCACCCACCCUGCAUCAAGGAGCAGAUGCUUGGCAAAGGCUACGAGACUGUGUCUGUGCCACGUCUGUUAGACCACCAGCAUGCACACAUCCGCCUCCCUAUAUACAGAUAGAGGGGGAGGAAAAUGAAGGAGUAGAAAAAGAAGAGGAGAAAGGAGGUGGAGGAAAGAAAUCAAGAAUUUGUGGAUUAGUGAAGUAAAUCAAAGUUAGAAAAACAAUUUUCUUCUUUUUGGGUACAGAAUCGUGGGAGCUUAGACAAGCGCAGUUAUACUCUGUGACCUUAUGUUUGGUUGUUUUUGAGACAGACUGUGGGAAUCAUAAAUACAAAAAGUGAUAAUGAUUACCAGAGAGGAGGAGAAAGAAGGGAUUUCAAGAUUCUCCAGAUGUUCCACUGUGUGGUUUGCCAACAGGAAUUCUGGAUUAAUUCAUUUUUUUCUCAUAUUUGUGUUCUUGUUUUUUUUUUUCUUCUCUUUUUGUUUUACUUGCCUGGACUUCAUUCAGAAUCAUAGCUUGACAUGAAGUGUGUCCGCCACUUGUAUCCCCCCAUUCCAACUACAAAUGAUGAAGCUACUGUGUAGGUUGUCACUGAAAUGGUCUUAAAAAGGGCCAGAACUUUAGGGCUGCUCAACAUGUGAAAAUAAUUCUGCAACAGUAAAUGGCAUAACACACACACACAGACAGAAACACAAAUUGUUGAAACAGUGAAAUCACAGGCAGUACCUGGGUGUUAUGUACAAGCAUCUUAAGGUGGAAUUUAACCAAGUUAGUACGAUAUUUGAUUUUAUUGCUGUUAUAAUUGAUACAUAAAUUGCACUGCUUGAAUCUUGUUAACAUUGAAGUUUGGAAUUGGGUAGUUUUGAAAAUAUUUAA